CAAGCAGAGCCAGGGCUACUUUGAGAAUAUCCAUACCCUUACUUAACUCGUGCUUAAAAUGUCUUGCCAGGGUGUGGUUAGCACGUGCCUUUAAAACUAUCUUUUUAAAUUUUAAAAAUAUUUAUUUGUAUGUACAUGUGGGUACUCUCAGAGUCCAGAAGAGUGUAUUGGAUCUCCUGGGUGCUGAGAACCAAACUAGAGGAGCAGCCAGUGCUCUUAACUUUAUUGAUCCAUCUCUCUAGCCCCCAAGAUGUCUUUCUGAAAAAAUAAACUCCAGUGGACUGAAGAGAUGGCUCAAUAGUUAAGAGUAUUGGCUAAUCCUCCAGAGGACCAGGUGGCUCCUAGCUGUCUGACUGGCUUCCACCACACAGUACAGACAUAUACACAGGUGAAACACCCAUAUACAUAAAAUAAUGUAUUUUUUGAGGCAGGGUCUCUCUACAUAGUCCUGGCUGUCCUGGAAUUCACUAUGUAGACCAGGCUAGCAUUGAACCGAUAUCUCCCUUCUUCUGACUCCCUAGUGCUGGGGUUAAAAGUCUGUGCUACCAUACCUGGCUCAAAAACAAAAUCAAAUAAUUCCAACUCUGCUGAGAGUGAGAAAAUGAGAGGGCAUGCCCUCAUGUCCAGCCUGGGAGGACAGGCCCUCACGUCCAGUCUGCAAGGGCAUGACCUUACGUCCAGCCUGGGAGGACAGGCCCUCACGUCCAGUCUGCAAGGGCAUGACCUUACGUCCAGCCUAGGAGAGCAGGAGCUCACAUCCAGCCUGGGAUGACAGGCCCUCACGUCAGCCUUCUGCACCUUUUGUAACCAGCUAGGAAUGUCACAGCAAGAGGUCCUGGAUCUGAGACAGGCUGUAGAGCGGGGUUAGCAAGUUCUUCAAGGUGCCAUGGAGGUAUCUGAGCUCCUGGACCUGCAGAACAAGCCCUGAGUGCAGAUGUCUUGCCUUGGUGAGGUUUGACUGUGGGUCUGGCUGAAGCAGGCUCACACCCCCUGCUUAGCAUGAGAAAGGGUGCCUGAGCUGGAAGUCAACACAGUACUGGCCACACUGGUGUCCGUGUCCCCUCCCACCUCACAGUUUCUGGGGCUCUGCCUUCUGCCCUCUGUGGGGAAGGUCAGAGUAGAAACAGGGAAGGUCUGUAGUUCUUCAGGCUCCCACUGAAUCUGCAUGGCCUUGAAUGCAUCCUGAAGGGAAGAAGGGAGAUUGGACCCCUGCUCCAUCUUGCACGAGGUCAGUGGUUCUCAAUCUGUAGGUCCCAACCCCUUUGAUGGUCAAACGACUCUUUCACGGUGGUUGCCUAAGACCGUCAAAAAACACAGACAUUACAUUAUGGGUCAUAACAGUGGCAAAAUUACACACACACAUACAGACACACACACACACAUGGUUUUUUUGAGACAGGGUUACUCUGUAGCUUUGGAGCCUGUCCUGGAACUAGCUCUUAUAGACCAGGCUGGCUUCGAACUCACAGAGAUCCACCUGCGUCUGCCUCCCAAGUGCUGGGAUUAAAGGCGUGCGCCACCACCACCUGGCUUAGAUUAUGUUUUGAUUUUGUAUAUGUGAAUUAUGUACUGUGUGGGCCCAUGUGUGCUACUGCAUAUGUGUGAGUAGGUUCUCUCCUUCCACCAUGUGGUGCUGUUACCCACUGAGCCAUCUCACUGGCCCCACACGCCUCCAGUCACACACCACGGUCACAGGACCACAUGCAACACACAGAGCAGAGAGAGAUCCUUGCCACAUACGCAUGAGCAUAGGUCCACACAUAUGAUAAUAAUCUCACACACACAAGCCUCUGACAUGCAAAUGAACAGUCACAGACACAUGGGUUAUGCAAAAGCUUACGAUGACAGCUGUGCUGAGCAGGGAUUAUACAUGUAGUGGUCAUAGUCACUGUGUUCUGUGCACGUACACACAUACGGGUUCUAGAACACCUACAUGCUGACAACCACCCCAUCUACCUGAAAGCAGAUACCCCAUAUGUAUACCAUACACCCGUCACCCCCAGUCCUCGAAACACCACUGCCCAACAUCACACACACACAAUCAACUCCAUGCUCAUCCAUACAGCUCCCUCCCAAGACUGGUCCAAGAGCGGAACAAAAGCCCAGUGCCCAUUCCUACCGGCUCCCUCUCCUCCCCUCCCCCCUGGCGUCCAGUCCCUUUGUCCUCCCGCAGCUGAGCCCAAGUGGGAGUCUAGGCGAAGCCAGAGUAAAAUCAGGAGCUCAGGCUGCUAGCAGGCAAGCAGGCGAGGCAGCAAGCGGCAGGCACGGGCUGGAGCUGCUAGAAUCUGCAAGAACAGCAGUAGCGGAAGAGGGCGUGACCAGGAUGCGGGAGACCCUGGGGCGCCAGGAGUCGGAGCCGGGCAUGGAGGCCCCGUGCGCGGCACCGUGCCACGCGCAGCGCAUCCUGCAGACACUCAACGCGUACCGGCGGAGUGGCACCCUCACCGACGUGGUGCUGCGCGCCGGCGGCCGCGACUUCCCGUGCCACCGCGCCGCGCUCAGCGCGGCCAGCGCCCACUUCCGCAGCCUCUUCGCGGCCGCCCGGCCCGAGCGUGCAGCGGCCGUGGUCCCGGUAGGACCCGAGGCGCCCGGGACGGCGGCGGCGCUGGCCGUCGUGCUCGACUACGUCUACGGCGCGGGCGUGCGAUUGUGUGCUGAGGAGGAGGCGACCGCGGUGCUGGCGCUGGCUGAGCGGCUGGGCGUGGCGGGGCUGCGCGAGGCGUGCGCUCGCUUCCUCGAGGCUCGCCUGCGGGCCGCCAACAGCCUGGCGCUGCGCCGCGUGGCCGCCACCUUCUCGCUCGCCUCCCUGGCCGAGUGCUGCGGCCGCGUGCUGCGCCAGGCCUUCGUGGAGGUGGCGCGCCAGGCCGACUUCCUGGAGCUGGCGCCGGAUGAGGUGGCGGCGCUACUAGCCGACCCCGCGCUGCGCGUGGCGCGCGAGGAGGCCGUGUUCGAGGCAGCCAUGCGCUGGGUGCGCCACGACGCGCCGGCUCGCCGCGGGCACCUGCGUCGCCUGCUGGAGCACGUGCGCCUGCCGCUGCUGGCGCCCGCCUACUUUCUGGAGAAGGUGGAGGCUGACGAGCUGCUGCAGGCCUGCAGCGACUGCCGCCCGCUGCUACUCGAGGCCAGCGCCUGCUUCAUCCUGGGCCGGGAGGCGGGCACGCUGCGGGCCCGGCCGCGGAGAUUUAUGGACCUAGCCGAAAUGAUCGUGGUCAUUGGCGGGUGCGACAGAAAGGGGCUUCUGAAGCUGCCUUUCGCUGACGCUUACCACCCAGAGAGUCGGCGCUGGACCCCGCUGCCCAGCCUGCCUGGGUACACACGCUCUGAAUUUGCCUCCUGUGCACUUCGAAAUGACAUUUACGUUUCUGGAGGUCACAUCAACAGCAGAGAUGUCUGGAUGUUUAGCUCCCAUCUGCACACCUGGAUCAAGGUUGCCUCCAUGCACAAGGGCAGGUGGAGGCACAAGAUGGUGACCCUGCAGGGACAGCUCUUUGCAGUGGGUGGUUUCGAUGGCCUGCGGCGCCUGCGCAGCGUUGAGCGCUACGACCCAUUCUCCAACACCUGGGAGGCCACGGCGCCCCUGCCGGAGGCCGUGAGCUCUGCAGCGGUGGCGCCCUGCGCUGGUCAGCUCUACGUGAUUGGGGGCGCUGGACAGGACGGUGUCAACACUGACAAGGUGCAAUGCUUUGACCCCAAGAAGGACCAGUGGAGUCUGCGGUCACCAGCACCCUUCCUGCAGCGGUGUCUGGAUGCCGUCUCCCUGGAGGACACCAUUUACGUGGUGGGCGGUCUCAUGAGUAAGAUUUUCACCUACGACCCUGGCACCGAUGUCUGGGGAGAGGCAGCCGAGCUGCCAGGCCCUGUGGAGAGCUGUGGCGUGACGGUGUGUGACGGGAAGGUCUACAUUCUUGGUGGGCGGGAUGGACAUGGGGAGAGCACCAAAAGCGUGUUCACCUUUGAUCCUAGCAGUGGGCAGGUGGAAGCCCAGCCAUCACUGCAACGCUGUACCAGCUCGCACGGCUGUGUCACCAUUGUCCAGAGCCUGAGCCAGGAGGAAAUUAGGGCACGGCAGUUGACUCUUCCUGGAACUUCAUGUGAAUAG
Alexandromys fortis (reed vole) is the source of this 4099-nucleotide messenger RNA. It is a transcript of the gene Klhl35, whose product is annotated as kelch like family member 35. Bases 1976 to 4099 code for a protein of 707 amino acids. The record is from RefSeq and is a predicted model, not a curated record. Gene Ontology annotation, molecular function: protein binding. Lineage: Eukaryota; Metazoa; Chordata; Mammalia; Rodentia; Cricetidae. The transcript is spliced from 7 exons.